Molecule: messenger RNA, 2571 nt
Organism: Closterium sp. Yama58-4
Lineage: Eukaryota; Viridiplantae; Streptophyta; Zygnematophyceae; Desmidiales; Closteriaceae
Source: the annotation of a GenBank genome assembly
AUGGCGACGACCACCGUCUCCGCGCCGUCUGCUUCUCGGCUUUUAUCAGGCCGUGAAAUCACCUCAAGCCGGAGCCCCUUCCUUGGAGGCAAUGCCAGAAUCUGUCAGAUUCCGCGAUUGCAGCUCAGGCAAAGGGCUUCGCGGCGUCAGGCGAAGCUGACAUGGACUGAUGACAGCAGCCGCCGGCUCCGCGUGGCCGCAGAGGCCGCGAAGGACGUUGGCGCGGAGCUGGCAGUGGGGGACUUGGAGGCGGAGGCUGAAGUCAUUGAAGCGCAGAUUAAGGCGCUGCGGGAGGAGAACGCGAAGCUGCGGGAGCAGAUGAUUUUCACGCAGGAGGGGCCCAAGGUGGUGCCGCCGCCGGGCGACGGCAAGAAGAUCUUCGAAACCGACGAGUACCUCAACCAGCACCGCAUCCACCUCGAGUACCGCUUCGGGCAGUACAAGAAGCUUCGGUGGGAGAUCGACCAGCACGAGGGCGGACUGGAGAAGUUCUCGCGCGGAUACGAGAAGUUCGGCUUCAACCGAGUGCACAACGGCAUCGUGUACCGCGAGUGGGCUCCUGGCGCUUAUUCGGCGUCGCUGAUCGGCGACUUCAACAACUGGAACCCCAACGCCGACAUCAUGAAGAAGGACGAGUUCGGCGUGUGGGAGCUCUUCCUGCCCGACAACCCCGAUGGCACCCCCGCCAUUCCCCACGGCUCCCGCGUCAAGAUCCACAUGGACACGCCGUCGGGGUGGAAGGACGCGAUCCCCGCGUGGAUCAAGUUCGCCGUGCAGGCGCCCGGCGAGAUCCCCUACAACGGCAUCUACUACGACCCGCCUCCGCAGGAGCGCCACGUGUGGAAGAACCCGCGCCCCAAGCGACCCAGAGCGCUGCGUAUCUACGAGGCGCACGUCGGCAUGAGCAGCAUUGAGCCGCGAGUGAGCACGUACACGGAGUUCCGCGACAACGUGCUGCCGCGCGUGCGUGAUCUGGGCUACAACGCCAUUCAGCUCAUGGCCAUCCAGGAGCACGCCUACUACGGCUCCUUCGGGUACCACGUGACCAACUUCUUCGCGGUGAGCAGCCGGUGCGGCACGCCGGACGAGCUGAAGAGCCUCAUUGACACGGCGCACGGCAUGGGCAUCAUGGUGCUCAUGGACUGCGUGCACAGCCACGCGUCGAACAACGUGUUGGACGGGCUGAACAUGUUUGACGGCACGGACGGGCAGUACUUCCACUCGGGCGAGCGCGGGUACCACUGGAUGUGGGACUCGCGCCUCUUCAACUACGGCCACUGGGAGGUCACCCGCUUCCUGCUCUCCAACCUGCGCUGGUGGCUCGAGGAGUACAAGUUCGACGGCUUCCGCUUCGAUGGCGUCACCUCCAUGAUGUACACGCACCAUGGGCUGCAGAUGGCGUUCACGGGCAACUACGAGGAGUACUUUGGGUUUGCGACGGAUGUGGAGGCGAUGGCGUACCUGAUGGUGGCCAACGACAUGGUGCACGCGCUCUACCCCGACGCCGUCACCAUCGCUGAGGACGUCAGCGGCAUGCCCACGCUGUGCCUGCCCGUGUCAUGGGGCGGAGUGGGCUUUGACUACCGCCUGCAGAUGGCCAUCGCUGACAAGUGGAUCGAGCUGCUCUCCGAGCAAUCAGACGAGCAGUGGCAGAUGGGGGACAUAGUGCACACGCUGACCAACCGGCGGUGGAUGGAGAAGUCAAUCGCGUACGCGGAGAGCCACGACCAGGCGCUGGUGGGCGACAAGACCAUUGCGUUCUGGCUCAUGGACAAGGACAUGUACGACUUCAUGGCGCUCGAUGGCCCCUCCACCCCGCGCGUGGACCGCGGCAUUGCGCUGCACAAGAUGAUGGACAAGGACAUGUACGACUUCAUGGCGCUCGAUGGCCCCUCCACCCCGCGCGUGGACCGCGGCAUUGCGCUGCACAAGAUGAUUCGCCUGCUCACCAUGGCGCUGGGCGGCGAGGGCUACCUCAACUUCAUGGGCAACGAGUUCGGCCACCCCGAGUGGAUUGACUUCCCGCGGUGGGACUUCACGACCCCGGCGGGCAAGUUCAUUCCCGGCAACGGCGGCAGCUACCACCUGUGCCGGCGGCGCUUUGACCUGGCGGACGCCACGUACCUGCGCUACAAGGGCCUCAACGACUUCGACCAGGCCAUGCAGCAGCUCGAAGAGAAGUACAAGUUCAUCUCAUCGGACCACCAGUACGUGUCGCGCAAGGACGAGGGGGACAAAAUGAUCGUGUUUGAGCGCGGGGACCUGGUGUUUGUGUUCAACCUGCACUGGAACAACUCCUACACGGACUACCGCAUCGGCUGCAACAAACCCGGCAAGUACAAGGUGGUGUUGGACUCGGAUGAGGGGCGCUUUGGCGGCUACAACCGCAUCGACCACAACGCUUCCUUCUUCUCCAAUGAGGGGUGGCACGACAACCGGCAGCACUCGUUCCAGGUGUAUGCGCCGUCGCGCACGGUGGUGGUGUACGGCCCAGCGGACUACGAGGAUCCACUCAUCGAGUACUGCGAGGAGAACCCCGACACGGACGAGUGCCGCACCUACGACGAGUGA